UCUUCCUCAGCAAAAAUAAAUAAAUCAAUAAACAAAAAUUGCAUCUCAUUUAUGCACCUAAGAAGACCCACUUUCACUUCAAAAACUCAACCCAAUUUUGCUUUAUACACAUAUCUAAAUUGUUAUAAAAGAUCUAUUACUGAAUACCCGAGUAUAAAAAUAUUUUUAAAUCUUUUAAAAUUCAGUAAUGAAAAUAGUUAAUAGAAAUCUAAGGUGACUCUUUUGGAAAGGGAAAAUUUCUCUUGAAUGAUAAUAAUCAACAUGCAUUGAACACUUACUGUACACCAGUCUCUUUUCUAAGCACUUUACAUGUAUUUAUUCCUCUGAUCUUAAAAACAGCCCUAUAAGGUGGCCACUAUUAUUAUCCCUAUUUUUAUGGAUAAUUUUAUAGGUAAAGAAACUGAAGCAAAGAAAUUUUUAGUGACUUGCCCAAGGUCACCCAGGUAGACUGUAGCAGAACAGGGAUCCAAACGAACCCUGAGGCCCCACAGCCCUCAAGUAUGAGCCCUGUCCUUUUAAUGUAGCUGCAUAUUUUCUUCUCAACUUGUGUGUUUAUUUCCAGAAAAGCUCUAAGUGGUAGAAUCAUGCUGUCUCAUUUAUAACAAAGCCACCCAUAUUAGGAAAGGGAGGUGGGGUGGAAAGAAAAAUAAUUCUAUACGCUUAUUAUUUGUAAAGUAGUUUUCUUAAUAUUGCGAGCUAUAUUUUCAUUUUCUUUUAAAAGUCUUUGAUGUUUUCACAGUUAUAAAAAUACUACAAACUUCAUAAAAAUUCAGGCAGUAUUGUCACAUAAAGCCCAUAUUCAUAACAUCACACUAUCCUCCUUAAGCAAAUAAUUCCCUAUUAUUCUGUUUUAUUAUAUGCAUAAAAUUAAGUCAUUCUGAACCUAAAACACAAAAAAAUACAUAAUGAGAAAUUUGGGAUUAGUAUUGCUUAGUUGCUGAACCCAUUUCCUUCCUUGGUGCUUUUUGGAUGGGUUCGUUUAAGUCUGGUUGGAUAUCGUUUCUAGGCAGCAUUGAUUUUCCCUGUUGACUCUGCAACCCUCUUACUGUUACCAUUGAGUGACUACUCCUGCACGUUCUGUGCUUACAAAAGCCCGAAGCUAUAACUGCCACCACCCCACCUGCAGGCUUUGGAAGGCCCACAGUGAGGGGGAGGCAAACUGCACGGCCUCUGGGGGCCAGAAGGGGCGUGGCAAUCUGAACACACUGUGUGGAUGGUGGGGCCUGGAGGACACGGGGAGGCAUGCUCUGUCUAGGGGGCAGCUGGCUCCUCGGCGCCAGCUGGUUGUCAUAUCACAUGGGAAUGUCAGUUCAGGAGGUUCACCUUGUUUGUUUUUUUAAAGAGAGCUAGAUAUCUAGAUUUCUGUGAGGAUUUUCCCAUUCAAAAGAAGUUGGCCUAAGUUUAUAAAACACUCUGUUAGCCGAACAAAACACAUGAGUUUGUGGCCUCUGGCCUAAAAGCAGUCAGGAGCAGCUGGGCCUGCCGCCCUCUGGAGAGGGAGAGCUGGGGGUUCCUUUCCUUGGGGCUUUGCAGGUGGCUGAGUUAAGGUUACAGGUGACACUUGGCAGAUACCUAAGGGUCUCAAAUCAUUCCAUCUUCUCCUAUUCUUCUCUUCCAUUGGGCUAACCUGAGAAUAAAUACCAUUUCCUCCCACUCUUUUAGGAUCUCCUUUCUUGCUUUCAAUCUGGAAGAUGCGUGAUUCGAGCUUUAAGAUCACCAUCAUUUCCAUGAAGAGCUGAACUUAAUUUUUCCCAUGGAUUAAGCGCUAUCAAUUAGAUACUUCAUAAGACGUAUAUUCUGAUUUUCUGAGUCCUUGUUUCUUGGUUUGAAAUCCUCCCCACCAUCCCCACCAGCCAGAUGGAAUCAGCAUCUUUGCUUGGGCUGCAGGAAUCCGAUCAGGCAACAGGCUCUGGAUAAACUCUACACGAACAGCCAGGGUAGAGAGACCAGAAGUGGCUGCUCUUGUGUAAUCUCACACAAGUGUCAGUAUCUGUUGCCAAAUACUGAAAGGGAAGCUGGUUGCAGCUGAUCGUCAUAAAAGCACUUGCAGCUUUGGAGGCCAAGGAAGCAAGGCCACCUGAUAAAUGCGUGUGUGGAAAGGAUGCACGAGCCAUCAGCCCUUGUAAGGUUCUGGUCGGCCCUGCUGAUUGCACUGGGCUCUCUCUGCCCUAGAGGUUCAGCAUGUGGCGUUUCAACACACAUAGAAAUAGGACACAGAGCUCUGGAAUUUCUCCACCUUCAAGAUGGGAGUGUUAACUACAAAGAGCUGUUACUUGAACACCAGGAUGCAUAUCAGGCUGGAUCUGUGUUUCCUGAUGCGUUUUACCCCAGCAUCUGUGAAGGAGGAAAAUUCCAUGACGUGUCUGAGAGCACGCACUGGACUCCAUUUCUUAAUGCGAGCGUUCAUUAUAUCCGAGAGAACUACCCCCUUCCUUGGGAGAAGGACACAGAGAAACUGGUAGCUUUCUUGUUUGGAAUUACCUCUCACAUGGUGGCCGAUGUCAGCUGGCAUAGCCUGGGUAUCGAACAAGGAUUCCUCAGGACCAUGGGAAAUAUUGAUUUUCAUGGCUCCUUUCCUGAGGCGCAUUCGGCUGGUGAUUUUGGAGGAGAUGUAUUGAGCCAAUUUGAGUUUAAUUUUAAUUACCUCUCACGGCACUGGUAUGUGCCCACUGAAGAUCUACUGGAAAUUUAUAAGAAACUCUAUGGCCGAGAAGUCAUCACGAAAAAUGCAAUUGUUGACUGUUCAUACCUUCAAUUCCUGGAAAUGUAUGGUGAGAUGCUAGCUAUUUCCAAGCUUUAUCCCACUUAUUCUAGAAAGUCACCAUUUUUGGUGGAACAAUUCCAAGAAUAUUUCCUUGGAGGACUGGAUGAUAUGGCGUUUUGGUCCACUAAAAUUUACCAUCUCACGAGCUUCAUGUUAGAGAAUGGGACCAGUGACUGCAACCUCCCUGAGAACCCUCUGUUCAUUGUGUGCGGUGGCCGGCGAUCCAGCACCCGGGGCUCAAAAGUACAGAAAAAUUAUUUUCAUAGGAAUUUGACUGUAUCCCUCACUAAAGAUAUUAGAAAAAAUAUCAACUACACCGAAAGAGGAGUGUUAUUCACCGUGAAUUCCUGGAUCUCGGAUUCCCCCCUAUCCUUCAUGUACCAGGCUCUGGAGAGGAACAUCCAGAUAAUGUUUCCAGGCAGCUCUCACCAGCCAUCGAAGCACAUCUCUAGCCCGCUGGCAUCUUACUUCUUGUCACUUCCCUAUGCGAGGCUUGGUUGGGCAAUGACCUCAGCUGACCUCAACCAGGAUGGGUAUGGGGACCUGGUGGUGGGUGCCCCAGGCUACAGCCGCCCCGGCCACAUCCAGAUCGGGCGAGUGUACCUCCUCUAUGGCAACGACCUGGGCCUGCCCCCCAUCGACCUGGACCUGGACCAGGAGGCCCAUGGGAUCCUGGAGGGCUUCGAGCCCUCAGGUCGUUUUGGCUCAGCCUUGGCCGUGUUGGACUUUAACCAGGACGGCACGCCUGACCUGGCCGUGGGAGCCCCCUCGGUGGGCUCCGAGAAGCUCACGUACAAAGGUGCAGUGUACAUUUACUUCGGUUCCAAACAAGGAAGAAUGUCGUCUUCCCCCAACAUCACCAUCUCUUGCCAGGACGUCUACUGCAACUUGGGCUGGACACUCCUGGCUGCAGAUGUGAAUGGAGACAGCGAGCCCGAUCUGGUGAUUGGCUCCCCUUUUGCACCAGGUGGCGGGAGACAGAAGGGAAUCGUGGCUGCAUUUUAUUCUGGCCCCAGCCAGAGCAACAAAGAACAGCUGAAUGUGGAGGCAGCCAAUUGGAUGGUGAGAGGUGAGGACGACUUUGCCUGGCUAGGGUACUCCCUUCACGGUGUCCUUGUGAACAACAAAACUUUGCUGUUGGUUGGGAGCCCGACCUGGAAGAAUGCUAGCAGUCUGGGCCAUUUGUUCCGCACUCGUGAUGAGAAACAGAGCCUCGGAAGGGUGUAUGGCUAUUUCCCACCAAAUUGCCAAAGCUGGUUUACCAUUUCUGGAGACAAGGCAAUGGGGAAACUGGGUACUUCCCUGUCAAGUGGCCACAUAAUGGUGAAUGGGACCCGGACACAAGUGCUGCUGGUUGGAGCCCCAACUCAUGAUGAUGUGUCUAAAAUGGCAUUCCUGACCAUGACCUUGCACCAAGGGGGAACCACUCGGAUGUAUGAGCUGACACUUGACUCACAGCCUUCUCUGCUCAGCACCUUCAGUGGAGACCGCCGCUUCUCUCGAUUUGGUGGAGUUCUGCACUUGAGUGACCUGGAUAAUGAUGGCUUAGAUGAAAUCAUCAUGGCGGCCCCACUGAGGAUAGCAGAUUUAACCUCUGGACUCAUUGGGGGAGAAGAUGGCCGCAUUUAUGUAUACAAUGGCAAACAGACCACCUUUGGCGACAUGACCGGCAAAUGCAAGUCAUGGAUAGCUCCAUGUCCAGAAGAAAAGGCCCAAUACGUAUUGAUUUCUCCUGAAGCAGGCUCAAGGUUUGGGAGCUCUGUGAUCACCGUGAGAUCAAAGGAAAAGAACCAAGUUGUCAUUGCUGCUGGAAGGAGUUCUUUGGGAGCCAGACUCUCGGGGGCGCUUCAUAUCUAUAGCCUUGGUUUAGAUUAAAGAUUUCACUUGGCUUUCCUAACCUGCCCUGCCCUCUCUCAUGCCUAGUCAUCUCCAGGGUGAGCCUUCUGGUAGAGAAAGUGACACAUCCAGCAGAGCCUUGCUCCAUCCUACUAGAUAGAGGGUGGUUCCCGAGAGUGGAGACACACAUGCUAACAGCCAGACUAUCUGGAAAUACAGUAAAUUAUGACCACAUCAGAAGUAUGCUUCCCAAGUUCGCUUCCUUUGCAUCUAAACCUUUCUUCUUGCCUAACUUACCGCCUGUGCUCAGCCCUGCUGUACAACCACUUCCUCUCCCACGGGAACACCUAUGUCUUUCUGAUGCCUGGAGAGGCUUCACUGUGCUUACCUCUUAGGAAAACCUCUGUACACAAUUCUCCUAAAAAUGUCCUUUUAAAAUUGGUGAUCCAUUCCAAUCAAAGUGAAUAGAAAGCAUGUUACACAGGAGAAAAAAAUUGGAGAACAGUACAGUGAGGAGAAAAGUAUGGGAGGGAUACCCUCACAACUGCAAAAUCCCUUGUUGUGAAUGAUUUGGCCCUGGCUUAAUGAGGAUUAUUACAUUUCCAAUGUUUCAUAUGGUGAAGGGCAAAGAGAAGAACUAAAACCCUAUCACCUUUCUUUCUGUGCCCUCCAACGCUUUUGUAGAAGUGGCUGUUGUAACAGCUGACAAACCUAGUGACUCUCCACUAGUUCUGUCAUCCACGAGGAGCCUGUGUUGCAUUAGGGUGGCGCAUGUUGUGCCAACAGAACUAGCGCAGAAAGGAGAGAUCUGGCCUAAGACAAAGGGACUGGGUAAGGGAGGGACCGCGAGGAGUGACGCAGGCCGCGGCUUCUCUCGUUCCUGGGCUGGUUCUGGGAGGUGGAUGUCACCUGCCAGCCCUGCAGUGCGGCGUAUAGGGGAAAGGAAUGGACUGCAGUGUUUCAGCUUCACUAAGAAUCUGCAGGCAUUAUUAUCUGGAAACAGUACGUAGUUGAUUCUGUAUCAAUCGGGGAAAAACCUCUUUCUUCUGACACUAGUGAAAUGAUACUAAAAGCAGGAGAAAAUAACAGACAAUGAGAACCCUUCUCAGCUUCUCCAGAGGCAGAGUAGAGACUGGUCAAAGGAGACAGGAAUCCAGCUGAAGAGUAAGGUUAAAUAAGAAAUCAAGAGAAAGCUACUAGAGUUAGAACUGUGAGCAUAAGGUGAGUAUACAUAGGAGAAGAUACCAGGCACAGGCCUAGCGAGCACCCCCUGACCACUCCCAGGACGGCCUCAUCUUUCUUACAGAGGUAUGCUAGCUGCACAGUUCCCUAUGGCACAGCAAAAAGUACACAGAAACACCUUGGUCUUGUUUGGGUAACAAUUAUUGACAGCUCAAGCUAUUUGAAGAAUUAUUUUUAACUAACAGGAUGUUUAUUUUUAGGGGACCAGAAAUUACUUAGCUGUACUCACUUAUGAGUUGAGAAGUCAGAGUA
Messenger RNA from Equus caballus (horse), 6094 nucleotides. RefSeq names its product glycosylphosphatidylinositol specific phospholipase D1 (gene GPLD1). Gene Ontology annotation, molecular function: GPI anchor phospholipase D activity. The record is from RefSeq and is a predicted model, not a curated record. Gene Ontology annotation, cellular component: extracellular region; extracellular matrix. Lineage: Eukaryota; Metazoa; Chordata; Mammalia; Perissodactyla; Equidae.